AUGGGCUUACCCAAAGUAUUCCAUGCAGUGUGCUUCAAUCAAUCCACCUGCACCGAUGACACGUCACUUCACAAAGUGCAGUUAUGGCAAGCAAUCUGUAAUAUAGAACGGCUGAUUGGCAUGAUCCUAAAUCUUCCCCCAGGGACAGCACGGUAUCAACUUACAGCUGCUGCUCCACUUAAUGCCGAUGGCAGCAUCCACCUCACAACUUAUCUCACCAGACUUUUGGAUAUUUCUAUCAAGGUUUAUGAUUUGGAAGAAUUCAGUGCUACACAUGAAUCCAGUAUGAAAAGGCAGAUGGCCGCUCUGGAGAUGGCACAGGCCCUCGGAGAACUCGCGGGCCAGGCACCAGAUACAUGGUGGGCAGGCGAUGAGCGAGACCACAUAACACCAGAGGAUAUCGUACAAUUUCUACAUUGCUGUGUCCUCAUGAGAGUCUAUCUACCAUUUGCGCUGAAGCAGAACCUCCGAGAUGAGCUCGUGUAUGCUCGGCUACCGUGCAUGAAUGCUUGUGAAGCAGUGGCACGCCGGUAUCUAGUACUGAGAAGAAAGCUUCCCGCAGGCUUGUUCAUGUCUCGAGUUUUAGAUCUACAGGCCCUUACAGCAGCGUCCGUACUCCUCCUCCUUUCCCAUCAUGUCCGCUCAACAGACCGUCAUAGUUUCCGUGUCGAUAUAAGCCACCUCCACGGAGUAGUCUCGGACAUCAUCACUUUAAUCGGCGAAAGGGCGAGAGACCCGACGAAUUCAGACCUCGCAGUAGAGGCAUAUAAUACUCUUCGUGCUCUGGACCAACUCCUUCGUCAAGACGACCACACUGGCGAGGUUGAAAGAUUAACAGUUACAGUGCCGUUACUGGGGAAGAUACAUGUUCGACGUAACGCCCGCUCAGCUCCGCAACCCAGGGUAGCCAACCAGCCGUCGUCUCAGCUAGAGUCAAAUAUGGGUAUUCAGACGUGGAUUUCUGCAUCACAUCCACUAGAGGGUCAAUCCAGCCUCGGCACGAACAUACCCGUAAACGAGGCCGAUCCAAGUCCCGACGAAUGGCGACUGACUGACCUUUCCUGGUCAGUUGAAGGCAGCCUUGAUAACCUACUCGAGGAUGCUUUCUUGAGCGAAAGUAUUGGGCAGUACGUAGACAUUUAA
This is a messenger RNA of Aspergillus oryzae RIB40, 1143 nucleotides long. Its product is annotated as transcription factor domain-containing protein. The transcript has a single exon. NCBI's taxonomy places the organism in Eukaryota, Fungi, Ascomycota, Eurotiomycetes, Eurotiales, Aspergillaceae. Bases 1 to 1143 code for a protein of 380 amino acids. The record is from RefSeq and is a predicted model, not a curated record.